CAGAAAAGAAGAGAGAGAAUGAAAUCUAUCUAUCUUCUUAUCCGGAUGGUGAGAGGCCAAUAGGAAGCAUGCCAGCUGCCAUAAGUACAGAAUUAAACACAAAGAAGAAAUAAAGUUGAGCUGAGGAUUAACCCAAACACUACCAUGGCUUCAACACUCGGCACUUGUUCAAUUGCGCUUCUUCCUUCACGCUAUCAUGCUUCUUCCAACCCUCUCAUUCACACACUCUCUCUAACCUCAGGGAAAAAGUUUUAUGGAGGAAUUGGAAUUAAUGGCACAAAGGGAAGGUCUAGGUUCCCUGUUGUCAGUGUUGCAACUGAACUUAACUCUGUAGAACAGGCUGUGAAUACUAUUUCAAAAGAAAGCCAAAGGCCAGUGUACCCUUUUUCUGCUAUAGUUGGACAGGAUGAGAUGAAGCUUUGUCUUCUCCUUAACGUGAUCGAUCCCAAGAUUGGAGGCGUGAUGAUAAUGGGGGAUAGAGGAACAGGAAAAUCCACAACAGUUAGGUCGCUGGUCGAUUUACUUCCCGAAAUUAAGGUUGUUGCUGGUGAUCCAUAUAACUCAGACCCAGAAGAUCCAGAGGUCAUGGGAAUCGAAGUGAGAGAGCAAGUAAUAAAAGGGGAGCAACUUUCCAUUGUGUUUAGCAAAAUCAACAUGGUUGAUUUGCCAUUAGGAGCCACAGAAGAUAGGGUUUGUGGAACAAUUGAUAUCGAAAAAGCUCUCACUGAGGGUGUCAAGGCAUUUGAGCCUGGACUACUAGCUAAAGCUAAUAGGGGAAUCUUAUAUGUUGAUGAAGUUAAUCUUUUGGAUGAUCAUUUAGUUGAUGUGUUGUUGGAUUCUGCUGCAUCAGGCUGGAACACGGUCGAGAGGGAGGGUAUUUCUAUCUCUCAUCCUGCUCGGUUUAUUCUAAUCGGUUCGGGAAAUCCUGAAGAAGGCGAGCUGAGGCCACAGCUUCUCGAUAGAUUUGGAAUGCAUGCUCAAGUAGGGACUGUUCGGGAUGCUGAGCUUAGAGUGAAGAUUGUAGAGGAGAGAAGUAGAUUUGACAUGAAUCCAAAGGAGUUUCGAAGUUCUUACAUAACCGAGCAGGAGAAGCUGACGGAACAAAUUACCUUGGCAAGGAGUGUACUUUCUUCUGUUCAAAUUGAUCAAGAUCUCAAGGUGAAAAUCUCAAGGGUGUGUGCAGAGUUGAAUGUGGAUGGGUUGAGAGGAGACAUAGUAACAAAUAGAGCUGCCAAAGCUUUGGCUGCUCUGAAAGGAAGAGACAAUGUAAGUAUAGAGGAUAUUGCUACUGUCAUCCCUAACUGUUUGAGACACCGUCUUAGAAAGGAUCCUUUGGAGUCAAUAGACUCAGGUUUACUUGUCACAGAGAAAUUUUAUGAAAUAUUCAGCUGAAUGUGAUAGAUAGAUAUAACAGUAUGUCUGCUGUGGUAUUUGUUUAGCAUCAACUUCAUCGUUUAGAAUUUAACAUUUUCUAUGGCGGAUUUUAUUGUCUUUAAACAUGAGUAAGAUUCAUAAGUUCCUAGUAUACAGGAAAUUCCAAGCCUUUACAUGCAACAAUCUCUCUGUAUCUUCUUUAAUUAUAGCCUAUUAGCUGUACUUUCUGUAAGUGAUGCCUUGGAAAAAGUUGAACAAU
Molecule: messenger RNA, 1633 nt
Organism: Cicer arietinum (chickpea)
Lineage: Eukaryota; Viridiplantae; Streptophyta; Magnoliopsida; Fabales; Fabaceae
Product: magnesium-chelatase subunit ChlI, chloroplastic-like
Biological process (GO): chlorophyll biosynthetic process
Cellular component (GO): chloroplast stroma
Molecular function (GO): magnesium chelatase activity; ATP binding; ATP hydrolysis activity
Source: RefSeq, a predicted model, not a curated record